CUGGUGAAUUUAACCUUACCUAUGGAGCUACCUACAUAUACACUCGGUUUCCCUACCUUUGUUUAGCUCUUCAUAUAAUAUAGAAUCGACGCUGGUAUUGAAUUAAUAUGCUAUUUUUAAUUUCCCUCUCUUGCUUUUUGAGUCUUCACACCCUCCUCCGCUAAACUGCACGCUAAGCUACAUCCAGUUUGUAGUAGCAGAGGCUCUGUUCCUAUUUGUCUCGUUAGCCCCCAAAGGCAAUCUUCUGUUGGGGUCCUUCCAAUACAAUAUUCGCUUGCCCUUUCAGCCCAUCGCGGGUCGUCCAGCGCCACCGUGUGAACGAACGGCAGACGCCGCUAUUCUGACAGCGCAGACGAUAACAGGGCUAGUAGCGGAGUAAGAAAGGAUCUGGGUGACAGUGGCGCUGUGGUGGGCAGCUUUGCGCGAGUAACUUGCGUUCAGGGUGAGGACGACGCGAAAGAGUGGAGAGCGAGAGAAGAGCCGACCGAACGCGUUGAGCUAAAGCAGACAAGACUAUACCUAGAGAGAACAUGGCGAGCCGACUACUUAGUCGCUCUGCCGGACACUCACCACGCGUCGUUCACUUCUGCCGACGACGCGCGGCCAAAAACCGCUAGUGAAACAAGCAAUUCCAACCGCUGGAGGAAGCCAGUCUCGUUUCAGCACCAAGAAGCCACGAACGGCGACUGUCGCCAGCAGCGGAAACAACAGCCAUAGCAAGAAUAGGGUAGAACAGGCCACUGGUGGCUAGUGACCAGCCAACAACGGAUGCAUUGGUUUUUUGUCGGGUGCUUGUUUGCUAAUUUCCUGGAACAGUGCCUGUCGCCACCAGCGCGGCCCAGAGGCACCAGGAACGACGAAAAUAGAAGUCAUACGACAACAGCUGUGCCGGUUGAAUAACUGUGAAAAUGCGAUUCCCAUUGGAUACCGUCGCGGUGUUGCUGCUGCUUCUGUUAGCCUUGAGUUGUUUUGGCAGAAGUAUGUAGCUGUUGUUAGUUGGAUUGGUGCGUAACAACGCGACAAAACGUACCUUGCAUCGGCUCGUAUAUAUGUAUAUACAUACACAUUUAUAUAUAAAUAUUUAUCUAGAUAAAAAGAGGACUGGUGGCUAGAUUCGCUAACCGUCGUCGUCAUUGCUGUGGCAGUCAUCAUCUUUGAGCUCCGCUAUUAGCUAAAUAUCCGGGUGUUAAGUUCGUUGACGAAAUGAUUAGCAAAUGAUCCUUCCUGCUUCGGCCAGCAGACAAUCUUUGGCCUCUACGGAGCAGGCACUUUCAAAGACGAGAAGACUUUUGUGGACGGUAGUGAAUUGAACGACGAACGUGUGGCGGAGCUGAGGGCGUUCGUGGUUUUUAGGUGGUACAUAUUUAUCGAACGGUAAAUAUAACGGUGAAUUCAUUCGGUUUGUGCCGCGGAGGCCUUGAUGUGCUAUAGUAAGCCUCUGCCGUUAUCGGUUUGUUGUGUCACUGAAAAUUGGUAUAUAAGGACGCGUGUCCAUCCCAGUUAAAUAUAUUGUGCGAGUUUGUCUAAGAUGAGGACCAUCCUUAGCAGAGUGCUUGUUAUCAGUGAGUAAGCAAGUCCGAACGGGGACCGACAUCCUAGUGUUUAUUGCUGAGAGCAUUCACUACGUUCUCGUGUUCUAUUAAUAAUGUUGAUGACGACGUCUAUUAGCAACAAAUCGAUAUCGUUUGUCGGUUAGCAAAUCGUUUAGUCUGCAUCGUUGUUUUAUUUUUAUGACAUUCGUGACGAGUAUAGUGUGCCAAAGGGGACUCAAAGCCUUCCGACAUCGGCCUAGGGUUGGACACAGUCAAUUCAGGGUUCACGCCUACAGGGGUACCUAAAUCGACCCUCCGGCUGGCUGCUGAUUCGCCACCGAGAGCAGCCCCAGGUUUCCUGUGAUCUGUUCUAAAUACGUGCGAAAGAAGAGUGCAACGAGGAAUAAAGCACGCUCUCCAAGAGAGUUAUUUACCGAGGUUUGGAUUUACAGAAUCCCGGUCAAGCUGGACAAGUAAGUUCGGAUUGUGUUUCGAAAGCGACCUGGCCUGAUGGUCUCGCCGGCGGAGGUGAAGUGAAAAAAAAGCUAAAAGUGCUCUGAGAUGGCUGAGGGCGGUGGAACUUCACCAGCAUCUGGGCGGGGAGACCUCGACGCCGCGGAAAGCCGAAGUAAAUAUCCACUCCACUGGAUGGUCUGGUUCGAUGAGCACCGACAGCUAACCAGCAGACUCAAACGGGAUAGAAACGACCUCGAGGUGCGCGACCCCCGCGGCCGCACACCGCUCAUGUUGGCUGUGACGUUAGGAAACGUUCGAUGUGUCCGAAUACUCCUCGAGUUCGGGGCCUCGGCAAAUGUGGAGAAUCGCGAAGGUUUCACAACAACUCAUGAAGCCGUCUCGACGGGCGAUCCUGAGUUAUUGGCGCUCGUCCUCCAUGCUCGCGAUCUUCAAAAAUACCAAAGUUCAGUAGCGGCCAUCCCAGACCUGCUCAAAAAUAUCCGGGAUACGCCCGAUUUCUACGUUGAGAUGAAGUGGGAGUUCACCUCAUGGGUGCCGCUAUUAUCGAGGGUGUGUCCUAGUGAUACAUACCGCGUGUUCAAGAGUGGCUCCAACGUCCGAAUCGAUACUACGCUACUCGGGUUCGAGCAUUCGAGUUGGCAGCGAGGAAAGCGAAGCUAUAUCUUUAAAGGAGAAGCAACGCAAGCCACCCUUUAUGAAGUGAACCACGACUCCAGGCAAGUUCACGCCGAGAUAAUGCAUGUUUCAGCGCCCGGGGACCACGCUCAGAUUGUCAACUCGUUGCGACCUGAUCCCGAGAAUAUUGCGGCCCGUCUCUGCUCGCCUAUCGUGUGUACCUACGUGGAUACCGACAAGAUCCAUUUUGAACGAAUGCGAACUGGUAUGCUGGGCUGGAGAUCGGACCGAACCGAGAACGUGAAUGGUUUUGAUGCAAAAGUCUUUACAGCGAGCAAUGUCGAGUUCGUGACGAAGAGUCGCGUGGAGCACCUAAGUGAAGAAGACAAAAAGCGACAUAAGAGUAGUCAAUCACCGUUGCAAAGCCUCUUAGGUACUCUCAGUGAGGAGCGCAUAGUGGCACAAGCUAGCCAAGACGAGGACCUAGUCGAGGCACGAGGCAAUCCCUGUCACAUUAGGCCUGAAGAAUACUUCGACGAGACGGUCCCGCUUAUAAACCGGGACAUUGGCCGACCUCGCGAGAGCGCCAGCCGUGUGCAGCGUUUCAAGGCGACUCUUUGGUUAUGUGACACUUACCCAUUGUCGCUCGCUGAACAGGUGUUGCCCAUUGUUGAUUUAAUGUCAUUGAAUAGCUCACAUUUUGCCAAGCUUCGUAGCUUCAUCACGUUACAACUGCCGACCGGGUUUCCUGUCAAGAUUGAAAUUCCCCUAUUUCAUGUUCUCAAUGCAAGAGUGACUUUUGGUAACAUUAAUGGAAAUGACCAACGGGUCUAUGGGGUAGAACGCGACCGGGAGCAGGCCAAGUGUACGAUCGACCCUUCGAUUUUCGAAAUUCCUCGCGACUAUGUCCGAAUAGGGACGAGCCGUACAAAUGCAACAGGCAGCAGCGCCCGUGGAGGUCGAGCCUCGUUCUACGCCGAGGAAGAAGACGAGCUUCUCCAGUUCGCAAUUGAACAGUCAUUGGUGGACGCUGGAUCGCUGGAAGAUAAGGUCACUGUUUGGGAAGCACUGAACUCCGCAGCGCCCCGAUACGAAACUAACGGGAACCUUGCGCCAGCGAGCAAGGAUGGGUCAUCGCUAUUAUUGCUGCCCCCGUCCAAUGGAAACGGGCCGCCUGAGUCAGCUUUGGAGAACCCGAGUCAUCAGAACUCAACAAGCCCACUCAACGAGAAACAGUGUCCAACUCAUAUGGAACGACAGCAAAAUCAAAAGCAACAACAAGCCAAUGGUCGUCUUCCUCCGCAGCUAAGUAACAACGCCCGCGCCACCCACGCUAGCGAUGGCGACAUCAGGGCUCAUAAGCUACAGUACAAAAGCCACGACAAGCUGUUGUUUCGGGCUUUGCAAAAUGGCAUCGAGCCGUCGGCAGAGCGCGCGCCAGACGAAGACGAUAACGACGACGAGUUGAGCCUUGCUCUGAAACUUAGUAGAGAGCUACGUGAGGAAGAAGAACGAAAAAUAGCCGAAGAGGAAGAACUCAUGGCUCGAAUUCUACAACUGUCGCUCACUGAUCAAUGAACAACACAAUCAUUCCCCAAAGAAGCAGUAUUGUGUUUAGCUCACCUGUCGACAAAGGUCAGAAACAAAUGCGUGUUCGAAAGAAAUAUCUACUCAAAAAAAAACUUUUCUGAGCCCCUCACGCAAAAUGAACGUGGAGUUCAUAACGUCACAAUACCAAAACUGCCAACUCAUAAUUUCAGGCACGUAAGGGAAUGUCGUGUGCCCGUUUUGAGGGCCACGGGAAUGCAAUGAAACGGAAAGUAUUUAAGGUGUGCUUGGCUUACGGCAAAUGCUGAACAAAUGAAGUUAUCAAUUAGGGUGUUAGUCCUGUUCAUAGAACCAGUGCAGAGGUCGAUAUCUCGGAAAAUAGGCUAGAGAUAUAUAGAGAUGGGACAUUAGCUCAACGAUCAUGCAUAGUCUUAACAAAAAGGCCAAAAUAACGAGGUUUACUGAACGCUCAUUCAACAGUAGGCCACUUGAUAAGGUAACACUAGUAGCAACUGGCGGUGUCUAGACGAGUUCACAGUGGUAGCGACGUCUGAAUGAGCUACGUAACAACCGAUUCCCGAAACAAGCAUUGAAUUAUGACACCGUUAACGAACACUUGCAAUACUCUUCCAAAAGAAAAUUCGUGUUGGCUGUGUAAACUGCAUUUUUCCAUCAUGAAUGUCCAUGGCACAAUGGAGGGUUAUCGGUAAUACAUAUAACGAAAAAAAUUGCACGUCAAACCUAUAUUUGUAGGCUGCCGUUACGAGAAGGUGCCAUUGUGUGAACUAAAUUGGACAAAAGUACCGCAUGAAACUACGUCAGACAUUUCGCAAAAAAACCGACUAGGCACAAACUGCGAACGUGAAAACUUUCUCUUGAGCCCUACUAAACCAUAAUGAAGAUGAGCUUGCAUUUGCAUCUGUCGCUAAAACGCAUUCUCGCCCGUUCAAGAGUAGUUAUUUAUUAUAUCUAUAUACAAUACACAAUCAUAAUAAUGCAUGAAACACAGCAGAUAUGGAACUGUAUAAAGAGCCUGUAUCGAGUUAUUUGUAACGAAGUAUUUGCCUUGGCAGGAACUUCACCUAAUACGCGAAAAAAAAUUACUCCUUGUCAACAAACUAGCGUAUGUCUAUUGCAUUAAUCUAUUUGGCCUCUUGAACCUACGUACCGGUCUCAAUACCUUAAUGACAAAGCAAGAUAGCAUGUAAAAUCAUGUUUUCUUUCCGUAACGACUCCAAGAAAGAGAACUUCGCAAGCGGCGUUUACUAGCUUACAUUUGUUACGCACGAUACGUGACUACGAGACAGCAAAGCCCAUUCAUUGCCUUCGAACGACUUCAAGGUGAGGGUGAUGCCGAACCAGUGAGAAUGUUAGACCACCAUAUCUUUAUUUGCGGGCGUAAUUUCCAACAGUGGUUUUCGCGUACGUAUUACGUAACAUUUAUCUCUCUCGACCAGCAUAUAUAUUCUGCACACAUAGACACGCUUAUGGCUCUGGAUCAUUACUACUAGUGUUAUUGUUAUUAUUAGAAGAUCAUAUGGAAGUGGAGGAAAUGAGUAAUAGUUGAUUACGUUUUCCUAUUACACCGGAAAGCCUUGCUUUAAACGGCUAGCCCUUUCCAGCGUGACACCCAGUUUCAAGCCUACAUCAUUUACAGGCCUCUGAGUUUAGCAGGCAAACGGCUUACCGUUGGGCCAUCAUGGGGACUCACCGUUAGUGUUAUUGAUUGCUCCUUAGACCCCUCCUACAGGGAAACGAGCUCAAUUUAUAAGAAGGGUAAGACUGUCAUCCGUAGUGACAUUAACGAAUCAUUUUUUUCGAGAUUUUAUCAGUAUUGGAUUAUGCGUAUUGUCAGUAUGCAUGUAGAUUGUGAUUGUACUUCAGUAGAGAACUUGCGCUGCUCGUCAGAAGCGCUUUGCACAGUGUAAACUUAACUAUUAUCUAGUCACUUCCCUGAGCAAAUGUGCUUGUACACGCUAUAGCUGAUCACAAUAAACACAUACCGUAUUACCAUCGUAUUAUUAAACUUUUCGGUAAACGAUGACCGGACGUACUUUUAGCGUCGCUACGUUCGAAUAUGGAUGUCCUAUACUAAAUUAUGAGUUAGAGAUAAUGAUUCUCAUUAUCGUUCGUGUCCAAUUUGUCCAAACCCGAUCGAUACCGACGGUUUUGGCGUUGCAGAUAAACUCUUAGAAUCUCAGACUGACUAGUAAAUGUUUAAUUUACUAUAAAGCCGCUGCGGGUAAACACUUCACUGGACAUACCGUAACCGUUAAAGGCCAAAUUUAUUCUAUACUAUUGCUAAACGCGACUCCGUUUUUGAAACCCAGUCACGGCCCAUUUUAUUACGUACGUAUCUUGUGCUUUAAGUAUAUUGUAUCCUUUUUUUAACCCUACUAGAAGGGACACAUAGUAGGCGUGCAUCAUAUUUUCAAAUGAAAAAAGUGCUGUCUUGUCGUUUAGUGUGUCUCUACAUUUUUGUUGAAGUAUUUUCGUGUGAAUAGUAUACAAUUGUGUUUCCCCACUCCGUUUACACCAGUCGUGGAUUGUUGCUUUCUGUUGUUCAAGGAAGAACCGCGUUGUUAAUAAACGCUCUGGCGAGCCUGAAUAAAGUUAAAUGCAAUUGUGCUACUUUGACCGUCGUUUGUUAAGUUCCAUUUGCCCUAAUAAGCAUUUCCUGCAAAUGGCGCCCUCACGCAAAAAUGGCGAUUUAUUUCUCCCAAAAAAGAAUCCAUUGAAUGAGAGGCUCGACGAGAACGACCGUCUUGAGUAAAACAAUUGAUAUGACCCAUUCUAUAUAUUCAUUAUGUAUAUAGAUGUAUAUAUGUAUAUGAAUAAUAUAUCCAAUAUGAUACUUAUGGUCCAUACGAUUAUUUAAUGCAUAUAUAUAUUUUUCCAUAUUUGUUUGUGUAAAUGUUAGUCGACCGGUGUGCGAAUAACGGCGGACUGGCUGGUGGUUUCAUUAGCUGAACGUCCCAAAAAUGAUCACCAUCCCCUAGACACGUAGAGAUUCGUCGGUAAUAGCCAGGGACAAUAUUAGUACUGAUAUGGCAAAAGUGCAGGGCGGUCCUAGCUUGUUGCACUGAAUAGACGUCACUAAGCACAGGGUUUAUAAUAUAGAUACUUAGCAAUAUGCUAUAAUUGUAAUGAUAGUGAAGCAAUAAUGAGAACAAUAUAUAAAAAAGUACCUAGAUAUGAUAAGAGUAUGCGAGAAUUAGGGUGUGGGCAAUAUCGGCGGUAGAUUGGGUGGCUAAUGGAUUGACGGUGGCAAUAAUAAUAAUAAUGGAGAUUUCAACCGGCGAAAAAAAGUUCAUUUAGCCAAUCAAUAUAUAAUUCUAUGCUAAUUCAGAUCACUGUAAUUUGUUCCGUUAUCAGCCAGCCAAAUACGACUAGCAUGAGGAUAAAACGUCCCGUAUUUAUAUAUAUAUAUAUAUAUAUAUAUAUAUACAUUGGUGGCAAAUACCCGCUAAUAUAAUAAAUCGUAGGUCGGUGACGAAGAAGUACUUCCCGGUGCGUAUUCGCGUGGUACCAAUAAGCUGACCGACUUAUGAACACGAAACGAAAUGAACGUACGUACGUGUUCAGAAGCGCGCGCAUAUUCAAAUCUACAUAUACAACCCAUUGCAUCUAUUUAUAUACAUAUAAUAUCUAUACGAGAAUCUAUGUAUUAGUUGAAAUUGAAUAGGAACUGCGAUAAGUUCGUUUAGCAUGUCACACUAACCGAUCACGAUAUCAGCUUACCGAGGUCGGACAGCGCGAAAGGUUAAGGAAACCCUUUGGCGCCGUAGUACUUACGGAGUAG
Molecule: messenger RNA, 7974 nt
Organism: Varroa destructor (honeybee mite)
Lineage: Eukaryota; Metazoa; Arthropoda; Arachnida; Mesostigmata; Varroidae
Product: ankyrin repeat domain-containing protein 13D
Cellular component (GO): cytoplasm
Molecular function (GO): protein binding
Source: RefSeq, a predicted model, not a curated record